CACUAUUUUAGUACUUUUAAAUUACCAAAGACAGGCUGGAUGAGCGGAUUGCCCUUGAGCAUGGCGUAAGUUAAGAAGUAUGCAGGAUCAGAGUCGUUGGCCUGUAAGAAACUUCCUCAUUCCCAGUCCCAGUAUAUUCUUUAUUCUAAUAUGGCGUAUCACCGUGCAAAUGAUGUAUCCAUACGGAUACAUGGACUGUUCGCUGCAGGACGCGUUGGAUAAUGAGUAUCUGGUAUGGAACAAGGGCGAUCACCGGGAAAAUCAAAUGAUGCUGAUAAGGGAAACCGUUCAAACCACACUCCUGCUCGUGCUAAUGAUAGAGGUGAUGCUGACGUUCAAUAUUCCGAUUCCGAUGGUCAUAGGCGCCGGAAUAUAGUCUCGGCUCUGAACUCUGUUCCCGCCUUAUUGCUAUAGAAGCUCUAUAGCUACAGUCCGUUUAUUGUCCCAUUAAAACAAGAGUGCUCAAAUAAUUUCGUCUUGGGGUAGGACCGCCAUUGUGUCAACGUUCGUCGACUUUGUCGUUGUCGUCGCUGCACAUUUAAUCAGUAAAUUUUAUUUUUAAAAAUGGUAUUAAACAAUAUUUGCCAUAGCAAAAGUCCGACGCUCGCAGUGCAAUAAACUUUUCAGCACUUG
Molecule: messenger RNA, 633 nt
Organism: Drosophila melanogaster (fruit fly)
Lineage: Eukaryota; Metazoa; Arthropoda; Insecta; Diptera; Drosophilidae
Exons: 1
Coding region: 80-376 (98 amino acids)
Source: RefSeq, marked reviewed